AUGGGCGAGCUCGCAACGUGCCGGUACAGCCAUGGCAAGUGCAAGCUGCCGCGCGCCACCAAGAAGAAUGGCACGCUCCACACGCUCUGCGAGUACCACCGCACCAAGGCCUGCGCGCAUCAAAAGAAACUCGACGCCAAGCGCCGCAACGAAAAGCUCAAGCUCUUCCAAGACGACCCGUCGCUUCGCCCGCACGGCCGCAAACUCAUGGGCAAGCCGCUCUCGCCCAUCGUGGCGACCGGCAGCUGGCACGACAUCCACGAGACCGAGAACCGCGCGCCGCUGCCGACCCGCCAGUUCAACUGGGACCACCACCCGUCGCCGCCGCCGCUCUCGCCGUCGUUCCUCAAGCCGCUGCCGGCGACGGCGCACUAUCAACCGUCGUCGCAGGUGCACCACUACGUGCAGGCGUACCCGACGUACGACCCGUCGCCGCGGGACGUGUACCAAGGCAACGAGUACGACGAGAAUCGCCGCUACCACUUCUUCAACGGGCGGCGGGAGUAUUAUGCGCCGUCGCCGCCGCAGGCGCAGUACAACGAGCCGUUGCGGGCCGACCUCAUUUCGCCGCGCGCAGCGUACGACUAUUACGAGCCGAACCACGAGGCCGAGCCAGCGUACGCACGCUGGGGCAGCCAGCCCGUUGCGUACCACUCGUAA
Molecule: messenger RNA, 660 nt
Organism: Saprolegnia parasitica CBS 223.65
Lineage: Eukaryota; Oomycota; Saprolegniomycetes; Saprolegniales; Saprolegniaceae
Exons: 2
Coding region: 1-660 (219 amino acids)
Source: RefSeq, a predicted model, not a curated record